CUUUGCGUUUCCGGGCUGCGAGGCAGCUGUCGAGGCUUCAGGAUGCUGGACACAGAGAGACUCGUGCUGCCUCCCCCCGAUCCCUUGAACCUGCCCCUUGGAGCUCUGGAAGUGGGCUGCACUGGGCACUGGGAGCUGCUGAACGUGCCUGGGGCUCCACAAAGCACUCUACCCCACGGCCUCCCUCCCUGUGCCCCUGACCUACAGCAGGAAGCAGAGCAGCUGUUCCUCUCGUCUCCCGCCUGGCUUCCUCUGCAUGGUGUGGAACACUCAGCUCGAAAAUGGCAGAGGAAGAGGGAUCCCUGGUCUCUUCUGGCUGUUUUGGGGGCUCCUGUCCCAUCCGACCUUCAGGCCCAGAGACACCCAACCACAGGCCAGAUACUGGGCUACAAGGAGGUCUUGCUGGAGAACACAAACCUGUCGGCCACAACCUCCUUGUCCCUUCGCCGGCCUCCAGGGCCAGCCCCCCAGUCACUAUGGGGCAACCCAACACAGUACCCUUUCUGGCCUGGUGGGAUGGACGAGCCCACCAUGACAGAUCUGAGCACUCGGGAGGAAGCUGAGGAGGAGAUAGACUUUGAGAAAGAUCUUCUCACUGUCCCACCUGGCUUCAAGAAAGGCGUGGAUUUUGCUCCCAAGGAUCACCAAGCUCCUGUGCCAGGUUUGCUCAGCCUCAGCCGCCUGCUGGAGCCCCUAGAUCUGAGUGGAGGCGAUGAGGACGAGGGUGAGCCAGCAGGAGGCCCUGGAGGGGGCACUGCUGCCGCCUCUCCAUGCAGUGCUCCCCUGGGCCGAGCAAGCAGCUUGGAGGACCUCGUGUUGAAGGAAGCAUCCACAAUCGCAUCCCCCCUGGAGCCUCCGAAACCUGCACCCCAGGAACAGUGGGCCGUACCUGUGAAUGUCACCUCCCCUGUAGGUGAUUUUUACCGUCUCAUUCCUGAGCCUGCCUUCCAGUGGGCGUUUGAGCCAGAUGUGUUUCAGAAGCAGGCCAUCCUGCACUUGGAGCAGCAUGACUCUGUCUUUGUUGCGGCUCACACAUCCGCCGGGAAGACAGUGGUGGCUGAAUACGCCAUUGCCCUGGCCCAGAAACACAUGACCCGUACCAUUUACACGUCUCCAAUCAAAGCCCUGAGCAACCAGAAGUUUCGGGAUUUCCGGAACACAUUUGGGGAUGUGGGGCUGCUCACAGGGGACGUGCAGCUGCACCCAGAGGCCUCCUGCCUUAUCAUGACCACAGAGAUCCUUCGCUCCAUGCUGUACAGCGGCUCAGACGUCAUCCGGGACUUGGAGUGGGUCAUCUUUGAUGAAGUCCACUAUAUCAAUGAUGCUGAGCGUGGGGUCGUGUGGGAGGAGGUGCUCAUCAUGCUCCCUGACCACGUCUCCAUCAUCCUUCUCAGUGCCACGGUCCCCAACGCCCUGGAGUUUGCUGACUGGAUUGGGAGGCUGAAGCGGCGGCAGAUCUUUGUGAUCAGCACAGUUGCCCGUCCUGUCCCCCUGGAACACUAUCUCUUCACAGGAAACAGCCCCAAGACGCAGGGGGAGCUCUUCCUGCUGCUGGACUCCCGAGGGGCCUUCCACACCAAGGGGUACUAUGCUGCAGUGGAGGCCAGGAAGGAGAGGAUGAGCAAGCAUGCCCAGACCUUUGGGGCCAAACAGCCCACGCACCAGGGGGGGCCUGCACAGGACCGAGGGGUGUACCUGUCCUUGCUGGCUUCCCUCCGGGCCCGGGCUCAGCUGCCUGUGGUCGUGUUCACCUUUUCCCGAGGCCGCUGUGAUGAGCAGGCUUCAGGCCUCACCUCUCUGGAUCUCACUACAAGCUCGGAGAAGAGCGAGAUCCACCUCUUCCUGCAGCGCUGCCUUGCACGGCUCCGAGGCUCUGACCGACAGCUACCCCAGGUCCUGCACAUGUCAGAGCUCCUUCGCCGGGGCCUGGGUGUGCACCACAGUGGCAUCUUGCCCAUCCUUAAGGAGAUCGUGGAGAUGCUGUUCAGCCGAGGGCUGGUCAAGGUCCUGUUUGCCACCGAGACCUUUGCCAUGGGAGUAAACAUGCCAGCGAGGACUGUGGUGUUUGACUCCAUGCGCAAACACGAUGGCUCCACCUUCCGGGACCUGCUGCCUGGGGAGUACGUACAGAUGGCAGGCCGGGCGGGCCGGAGGGGCCUGGACCCCACGGGUACAGUCAUCCUGCUCUGUAAGGGCCGAGUGCCUGAGAUGGCAGAUCUACACCGCAUGAUGAUGGUGGGUAGAGCGGAGGAGGCCGGGCUGGGUGUAGCUGCGGGCACCAAAAUGAUCCUCAACCUGCUGCGGGUGGACGCCCUCAGGGUGGAGGACAUGAUGAAGAGGAGCUUCUCAGAGUUUCCAUCCCGCAAGGAUAGCAAGGCCCAUGAGGAGGCUCUGGCUGAACUCACCAAGAGGCUGGGGGCCUUGGAGGAACCUGACGUGACUGGCCAACUGGCUGACCUGCCUGAGUAUUACAGCUGGGGAGAGGAGCUGACAGAGACCCGCAACAUGAUCCAGCGACGCAUCAUGGAGUCUGUGAACGGGCUGAAAUCUCUCUCCACGGGAAGGGUGGUAGUUGUGAAGAACGAGGAGCAUCACAAUGCCUUAGGCGUGAUCCUGCAGGUCUCCUCAACCACCAGCAGAGUGUUUACAACGUUGGUCUUGUGUGAUAAGCCUGUUGUGUCUGAGAGCCCACGGGACAAGGGGCCAACCACUCCGGACGUGCCCUACCCAGACGACCUUGUGGGCUUCAAGCUGUUCCUGCCUGAAGGGCCCUGUGAGCACACCGUGGCCAAGCUCCAGCCAGGAGAUGUGGCUGCCAUCUCCACCAAAGUGCUCCGGGUGAACGGGGAGAAGAUCUCUGAGGACUUCAGCAAGAGGCAGCAACCAAAAUUCAGGAAGGACCCUCCCCUUGCAGCUGUGACCACUGCAGUUCAGGAGCUGCUGCGUCUUGCUCAGGCCCAUCCAUCAGGGCCCCCGACCCUUGACCCUGUCAACGACCUGCAGCUCAAGGAUGUGUCAGUGGUGGAAGGUGGGCUCCGGGCCCGGAAGCUGGAGGAGCUGAUCCGGGGGGCUCAGUGUGUGCACAGCCCCCGGUUCCCUGCCCAGUACCUGAAGCUGCGGGAGCGAAGGCAGAUUCAGAAGGAAAUGGAGAGACUGAGCUUCCUACUGUCUGACCAGUCGCUGCUGCUGCUCCCCGAGUACCACCAGCGCGUAGAGGUGCUCCGGACCCUGGGCUAUGUGGAUGAGGCUGGCACGGUGAAGCUGGCAGGCCGAGUGGCCUGCGCCAUGAGCAGCCACGAGCUGCUCCUCACAGAGCUCAUGUUUGACAAUGCGCUGAGCGCCCUGCGACCAGAGGAGAUUGCAGCUCUGCUCUCCGGCCUGGUCUGCCAGAGCCCCGGUGACCCUGGGGAUCAGCUCCCAAGCACCCUCAAACAGGGGGUGGAGCGUGUCAAAGCUGUGGCUAAGCGGAUUGGUGAGGUUCAGGUGGCCUGUGGCCUGAACCAGACAGUGGAAGAAUUUGUGGGAGAGCUGAAUUUUGGGCUGGUUGAAGUUGUGUAUGAGUGGGCUCGGGGUAUGCCCUUCUCCGAGUUGGCCGGGCUCUCAGGGACCCCAGAAGGCUUAGUGGUCCGCUGCAUCCAGCGCCUGGCUGAGAUGUGUCGCUCGCUUCGAGGAGCAGCCCGUUUGGUAGGGGAGCCCGUGCUGGGCGCCAAGAUGGAGACGGCAGCCACCUUGCUGCGGCGGGACAUUGUCUUCGCAGCCAGCCUCUACACCCAGUAAAGGGCAUGUUGGGCAA
Messenger RNA from Microtus ochrogaster (prairie vole), 3793 nucleotides. It is a transcript of the gene Skic2, whose product is annotated as Ski2 like RNA helicase. Gene Ontology annotation, molecular function: ATP binding; RNA helicase activity; RNA binding. NCBI's taxonomy places the organism in Eukaryota, Metazoa, Chordata, Mammalia, Rodentia, Cricetidae. The transcript has 28 exons. Gene Ontology annotation, biological process: nuclear-transcribed mRNA catabolic process, 3'-5' exonucleolytic nonsense-mediated decay. The coding region runs from base 43 to 3777 and encodes 1244 amino acids. The record is from RefSeq and is a predicted model, not a curated record. Gene Ontology annotation, cellular component: Ski complex.